Salpingoeca rosetta is the source of this 567-nucleotide messenger RNA. RefSeq lists its product as uncharacterized. Bases 1 to 567 code for a protein of 188 amino acids. Gene Ontology annotation, biological process: activation of GTPase activity; nucleocytoplasmic transport. The transcript has 6 exons. Gene Ontology annotation, molecular function: small GTPase binding; GTPase activator activity. Gene Ontology annotation, cellular component: cytosol; perinuclear region of cytoplasm; nucleus. The record is from RefSeq and is a predicted model, not a curated record. Lineage: Eukaryota; Choanoflagellata; Craspedida; Salpingoecidae.
AUGGAGAAACAAGAGAGGGGAACAAGCAGAAGGGAGAGAAGAAGCACAAGCGACCUGCUUCGCACUUCCGUGGGCCCGGACGGUGCCAAGGGGCUGGCGGAGGUGCUGAAGCAUAACACAACCCUCAGCGAACUCAAUCUGAUUGACAACGCCAUUGGGGAUGAAGGCGCGGUGGCUUUUGCGAACAUGUUGCAGCUCAACUCAACCCUCACUACGCUCGACUUGUGGAUGACAUCCAUGACCCCAGUCGGUGGUGCAGCGCUGGGGGCCGCUCUCGAUCAGAACCGCACACUGAAACAGCUCUGGAUUGAAGGAAACUCGACCGCCACGGCCCGUGCCUUUGGUGCCGCCCUCCCCGUCGACCGAGAGAUUAGCACACCAUGGUACAAUGACGAUGAAGGUGAAGUUGCCUUCAACGAGGCACGGAAAGAAAAGAAAGAACUACUCUCCAGCACAUACGGUGGGCCAGAACAACGGCAAACCACUUUUCUUCACAGCACACAGCAAUCGCGGGAACAUCCACGCACCGCCCGCGAGCAGUGUGAUGAUGAUGCUGGUACGCCUUAG